GGCCGCCGCAAACACCGUCUUCUCUCCUCUCUCAUUUUUCCUCUGCUCCUUUUCCCAACAGAGACCCAAACAAAACCCCUAAGCGAAUCAAAGCGCCGCCCUCGAGCCUUAACUCUCUCGUCUCUCUUCUUCUCCUCUCACUCUCUCGUCUCCACCAUAUACCGAAACCCUAGUCACCAAAGCGCCGCCCUCUGUCCAACAACGCCUCCCUCCCUUCUUCCUCCUCGUCUCAACAAUCAAAAUCCCAAAACGAAAUCAAACUCCCCUCUAACCUCGUUCUUCUUUCUUCUACCGAGAAAGACAAACCAAGGGUAGUCAAGGGACCCUACCCUCUUCCGAUCUACUUCUCCUCUCUCGCCCGUCGUCGCCGCCACUCUUUUCUCACGUCACCGGUCUAAGAAUUCGAACGUGGUGACCCUAAAUCGAAAAUUUUCUCUUCCGUUGAAGGUAAAAUCAACAUGCAUGGCGUCUGAUUCCUAUAUUCUAGAUUUUUUUUUUUUGGUUUUCAAUGGGGAUUCUGACUUCUUUUUUUAUGUUUGAUCUGAGGAUUUCGGUUUGGUCCAGAAAAUAAGAAAAUCGACAGAAGACGCCAGCGAUGGAGUUACUCCGUCAAUGACGAUGAGAUCUAGGGGAUAAGGUGGGUGGAGACGAAGGAGGAUGAGGAUUUGCCGUCGGCGAGAGCCUCUGGCGAUGAAGGGAGAAGACAGGGUUUUGGAAGAACAAAGAUCUAGGGGAUUGAACUAAAAAAAGAAUAUAUCUUGGUUGAUUUGGAAGAUUAGGGAACCUAAAAUAGAAAUGGAGAAUGAUUGGAAAUAGGUAUAAAAAUCUGAGUUUUUUUUGAAAACGUCUGCUAGGCUAUAUGAAAAAUAGGUGUUUUGGUAAGUUUAUCUAUGGCACUUUAUAUGCUAUAAAUUGCUAGAAAAAUGGUUUUUAAUGAAAACAUAAUUAACAUACUCUAAAUUGCUAUUUUGACGAUAGUAAUCACGACCACUACUUUUGAUUACGGCUAAACUAUGGAUCAUGAAUCACGACCACUGCUUAUGAUUUAAAUCGACUAUGGAUGUUGUUGUGGAUCUUAAAUCUGAAUUUCUUUUUUGUUUAUAUGGUGUCAUGUAUUAAUUGUGUUUCUUAGCAAAACGGGAGGUAUAUACGAAUAGGAGAUCUAGAUGAAAAGCGAUCAAUCACUAUAGACGGGAAGCGAGUAACUAAAUUUAAAUGAAAUCCGACCAUAUAGUGUAUAGUGCAUAAUCAAUACGAAUAGUUUACAUAUUCGAAUGAUAAUAAUAGUAGGCUCAUAAGGCAGUUGGAAGAUAGUAAUAACAAAUGCUCAAGCAUAAACCACUUACAUGGAAAUGAGUAAACAGAUUGAUGCUAGAGACGAAACUGAAACCAAAGGAAUUGGAGCGCAAAGCAAAAUCUUAUUAUGAAAAGAGUAGUGCGUUACAAAGCCAACUUGGUAUGGUUCUCGAUUUACAAUGACUUUCUUCCUGCUCCUAUCGUUCCAACCGCUCACUAUCUAAAAGAGGAAAGGAAAAAAGUUUGUAUCUUCUCCUCUUUUUUUCCCAUCCCCUCAACAAAUAGCCCAAAGAGCUCUAUUAUAGCAAAAUGAACAAACCACGUGUCAUUGUGUAAUUGGCUUCCCUUGAGGCUGGUUCUGCAAAAUCUGCCAUCCUUCCUUGAAAGUCGAAAUUGUAGAUGAGAUU
Messenger RNA from Linum tenue, 1703 nucleotides. The record is from the annotation of a GenBank genome assembly. Lineage: Eukaryota; Viridiplantae; Streptophyta; Magnoliopsida; Malpighiales; Linaceae.